This is a messenger RNA of Nelumbo nucifera (sacred lotus), 1442 nucleotides long. RefSeq lists its product as uncharacterized. Lineage: Eukaryota; Viridiplantae; Streptophyta; Magnoliopsida; Proteales; Nelumbonaceae. The record is from RefSeq and is a predicted model, not a curated record.
GAAAAGAAAAGAAAAAACAGGAAAUUAUGGAUUUCUGUAAGAAGACCGUCCACUCUUUUCUAAGCUUGUCCAGCUCCAAUGACGAACCGUGGAGGAGAGAACCCCCCACCCUCCGCCGGAGUAUCUCCUUACCCACCGGCAGCCUUUGCCUCCUAGCUGGUGAUAUGGGAAAGCCCCUUAAUCCCACGCCCACCACCACCGUUGCCCAUGACAAUAAACAGUCGGAAGAGAUUGGGUUUCUUCAUAAUGAUGCCGUCAAUGGUGGUCUGGAUAGGUUGACGUCGUGCACGGAGAGUUUGGGGUUCGAGAGCUUGGAUGAGAGAGUUAACGAUUACGAUAUGCAUAUCCAGGAGCCCUCUAGGUUUGUUGCUAGAUCGCCGGCACCACGGUGGAGGAAUACGGCGGAGAAGUUUAGGAGCAAGAGUAUGAAAUACCCACCACCUUUGACUUCCUUGAGCAUGAACGGCCAACCUACUUUCUACCUCAAGCCGGUGAGGAAGGACGGAAGAUUGGAGCUCACUGAGGUUAAGAUCAACCGUCCAGAGAUUCUCGUGGCUUCCCGUCAAGAUGGUCGGUUGAGGUUGCAGUUUAUCAAACCGGAACCCAUCGAUCAAGAGGAGGAGAUGGUGGAAGAACAGAACGAAGAGGAGGAGGAGGAAAAGGGAGAAGCGGAGGAUGAAGAAGUGAAGGACGACGAAGAUGAAGAGGAGAUUAAAGAAGAAGAAGAAGAAGGAACAAAAGAUGGGGAGAAGAGUUGUAUUGGGCAAUGGCAAUUUCCGGUUGGGAGUGGAGAAGGUUUUCGAAGAUGUAACAAAGAAAUCAACUAUCACCGACACCGACACCGACACCACCACCACCAGGUGGAGCAACACCUGCCCCUCGGAGCCACCAUUGCGUGACGACCAGGUGAAGUGUCUGCACGUAUUUUGGAGGACAAGAGGGGUAAAGAAACAACGUCAUCAUCUUUUCACUAGACCACAAUGAACAAUCUCCUCUCUUUGCUAAAUUUAGCCGACAAACCAGCAAAUACAGAAGAAAGGAUCAGGCUAAAAUUACCAGGGCUCGAGAAUAUGGUCUCCAUCUGGCGGCAAACGGUGGUGGAAUUCGAAUCCGACUUGAAAUGGUGGGUGGCUGCAUCCCCAUAAACAUCAAUCCAGAGCGCGGAAACAACAGACAGCAGUAGCCCAAGAAAGAAGAAGUUGCGACACCAAACAGUUUUUAAAGGCAUUCAUCGACCAAAUUUUGGGCUGCGCCGUCCGCGGCCCGGCACGACAGCACGCGGGUCGUGCCAGGCCUGGCUUGAUGGUCCAGACCGUGCUUGGCCUGGGGUUUCAGGUCUCCGGGCCGGCACUGCACGGCAUGACCAUAUCGCCUGUGGCCCACAUACCGGCACAGUCUAUAACGGGCAGGUUGCGCUCGGCCCGCUUGAUGAACUAGUUAUA